AUGGGGAGAUAUAUAUGGAAAUACCUCCAGGUUUACGGAGACGGGGGGAGAAUAAAGUAUGUCGUCUCCACAAAUCCUUGUACGGACUCAAGCAAGCAUACGAGCGGUGGUAUGCGAAAUUUGCUUGAAUCACUAAUAGUUGCUGGUUUUCAACAAUCCAGAUUUGAUUAUGCUGCCUUCACAUGGACUCAAGGUACGUCAUCUAUCUACUUGAUGAUAUAUGUAGAUGACAUACUCAUUAUGGGGAAUGAUGAAAUAGCUAUCAAAGGCCUUAAAGGAUACUUGCAUUCUACUUUUCAUAUUAAAGACCUGGGAUCGCCAAAGUAUUUUCUUGGGAUUGAAAUUGCUCGAUCUAGCCAAGGAAUCUCUCUCAGUCAGAGAAAAUUUGCAUUGGAGAUCAUUUCAGAGGUAGGAUUAUCUGGGUGUAAGCCAGCUGUAGUGCCAAUUGAGCAGAAUGUCAAACUGACAACCGCUGAUUAUGAUGUUGAAGUACCUCAGGAGGCAGACCCUACUCUCAAGGAUCCCUUGGGCUAUCAGAAACUUGUCGGGAAGCUCAUAUAUUUAACUAUGACCAGACCAGACAUAAGUUAUGCUGUGCAGACACUUAGUCAGUUCAUGCAUAAGCCAAAACAGUCUCAUAUGAAUGCCACGCUAAAAGUCGUGAGGUACUUGAAGAAAUGUCCUGGUCUUGGGAUUCUUCUCUCUAGGAAGUGUGACAUGAGAAUGAUCGCAUACUGCGACGCAGACUAUGCAACUUGUCCUAUGAGCAGAAGAUCGAUAACUGGAUUUUGUAUCAAAUUGGGGGAUUCUUUACUUUCCUGGAGAACGAAGAAACAACCAACUGUCUCGUUGUCUUCGGCAGAGGCAGAAUAUCGAGCCAUGGCUAAAACCACAUGUGAAAUAGUGUGGUUGAGAGGGUUACUUCAGGAUCUUGGAGUGUAG
Eucalyptus grandis is the source of this 942-nucleotide messenger RNA. RefSeq lists its product as uncharacterized. The coding region runs from base 1 to 942 and encodes 313 amino acids. The transcript has a single exon. The record is from RefSeq and is a predicted model, not a curated record. NCBI's taxonomy places the organism in Eukaryota, Viridiplantae, Streptophyta, Magnoliopsida, Myrtales, Myrtaceae.